CCAUGUAUCCCAUCUCUAGAACUGUCAAUGUCACUGUCAAUGUUAUCUAUUCGGCUUCUGAAAAGUCUGGAAAUAUAACCUAUUUCCAUUUAAAUACUUUGAUUUUGAAUAAUUUAAAUGGGAGAAGGCGUAUAAAUCAAUUAGAAAUAAAUUGACAACAUAGAAAAUGCAUAGCGCAAGUGUUUUGUUACGGAACACGGUGUUAUUCAAUCCGAACUUGAAGUCUUCUGCUCGUUUAGCCCGUAACGUAACAAAAGUUGCAUCACACAGUAAAUCAGCGGAUAAAUCUUUGUUGGGUUGUGGUAGGAGUAGAUUGUGGGUCCAGGGAAGUCGCGUGUGCAGUGCUAACUACAAUGGUGUGGUUUUAAAUCGGCAGUUGGGUAGUGCGAGGUUAUUUUCGACGGGUAAUAAAAAUGACCCGCCUGAGGACGAUGCUGAGCUGAAGGAGGAUACGCCGCUGUUCACGAGCCAGCUGCCGGCGCCGGUGGCCGUGCCCGAGGUGUGGCCGCAGGUCCCGGUCAUCGCCAUUAACAGGAACCCUGUGUUUCCGAGAUUCAUCAAGUUGAUUGAGAUCUCAAAUCCAGCCUUAAUUGACUUAAUAAGACGGAAAGUGAAACUCAAUCAGCCGUACAUUGGCAUUUUUCUCCGCAAAAAGGAAGAUGAAAAGUCAGAUGUGGUCUCCAGCCUUGAUGACUUGCACCAGGUGGGCGUGUUCGCCCAAAUUCACGAGAUGCAAGACAUGGACUUCAAGCUACGUUUGGUGGUGAUGGCCCACCGAAGGAUAAAGAUCACCGGCCAGUUCAUCGAGGAGGAGAUUGAAGUGGGGCCAGCGGAAAUGAAGCUAAAGUUUCCCGUGUUUAACGUUGAGUUUAACGUCACCCGCGAAGAAUCUGACGCGGAGCGCCGCCGCCGAAAACACAGGAACACGAGGAAACCAAAGCCAGUCGCCAAAGAACCGAAGGAUACUGAUAAACAAGAGGAGAAGAAGAAGGUUCCAGAUCAAGUUAUGAUGGUGAAGGUUGAGAACCUGAUGCAUGAGAAGUUUCAACAGACUGAGGAGGUGAAAGCGCUGACGCAGGAAGUUAUUAAGACCAUCAGGGAUAUUAUUAACUUGAAUCCUUUGUACAGGGAAUCUUUGCACCACAUGUUAGCCCAGGGACAAAGGGUGGUAGACAACCCUGUGUACCUGAGUGACCUUGGCGCCUCACUCACGGGAGCUGAACCUGCCGAGCUGCAGGCCAUACUCGAAGAGAUGGACAUUCCGAAACGCCUGAUGAUGUCUCUGUCUCUGCUGAAGAAAGAGUACGAGCUAUCGAAGCUGCAACAAAAGAUAGGCAAAGAAGUUGAAGAGAAGGUUAAGCAACAGCACCGGAAGUACAUACUUCAUGAACAACUAAAGGUGAUAAAGAAAGAGCUAGGAUUAGAAAAGGACGACAAAGACGCGAUAGGCGAUAAGUUCCGUGAGCGAUUAGCCGACAAGACUGUACCGGCCGCCGUGCAGACGGUUAUCGACGAAGAACUUAAUAAGAUGAACUUCCUUGAAAGCCAUAGCUCGGAGUUCAACGUCACCCGUUGCUACCUAGACUGGCUAACCUCUCUACCCUGGGGCAUUACAUCCAAAGAGAAUCUCGAGCUAAAAGACGCCCAAGUGAUUCUAGACGAGGACCAUUACGGCAUGGAGGAUAUCAAGAAACGUAUACUAGAGUUUAUCGCCGUAUCUCAGCUGAAAGGCAGUACGCAGGGCAAGAUAUUGUGCUUCCACGGACCUCCGGGCGUUGGCAAGACUAGUAUAGCCCGUUCCAUAGCGCGCGCGCUCAACCGUCAAUACUUCCGAUUCUCCGUUGGAGGUAUGACCGACGUCGCCGAGGUCAAAGGUCACCGACGUACUUACGUUGGAGCCAUGCCUGGAAAAUUAGUACAGUGUUUGAAGAAGACUGGCACUGAGAACCCACUGGUUCUCAUUGAUGAAGUCGACAAGAUUGGCAAGGGCGUCCACGGAGAUCCAUCAUCAGCCCUCCUAGAACUUCUAGAUCCGGAGCAAAACGCGAACUUCCUCGACCACUACCUGGACGUACCGAUCGAUCUGUCCCGCGUUCUGUUCAUCUGUACCGCCAACGUUGUUGACCAGAUUCCUGAACCUCUGCGGGACAGAAUGGAGCUUAUUGAUAUGUCAGGCUAUGUAGCAGAAGAGAAACUAGCGAUAGCACAACAGUACCUGGUACCGACGGCGCGCAAGAACUGCGGAUUGACUGACGAGCAACUCAACCUGACGUCAGAGGCGCUGACUACGCUCAUCAAGUCUUACUGCCGGGAGAGUGGGGUCAGGAAUCUGCAGAAACAUAUAGAAAAGAUAUCCCGCAAAGUCGCCUACAAGAUCGUCAAACAAGAAGCCGAAAACCUAACCGUGGACGACAGCAACUUGUCUGAACUAGUCGGCAAGCCCACGUUCAAGCACGAUCGCAUGUACGCAGUCACGCCGCCCGGAGUCGUCAUGGGGCUCGCCUGGACCGCCAUGGGUGGUAGCACUCUCUACAUCGAAACCGCUCUGCGCAACGCACUACAAGACGAUAAGUCACCAAUGGGCUCUCUAGAACUGACCGGCCAUCUUGGUGACGUCAUGAAAGAAUCAGCUCGCAUCGCGCUCACAGUAGCGAGGAACUACAUGCACAAACACCAUCCGGACAACACUUUCCUGAACACUAGUCACAUCCACUUGCACGUGCCAGAAGGCGCGACGCCCAAAGACGGCCCAUCAGCUGGUUGUACCAUUACCACAGCGCUACUCUCACUAGCGCUCCGUCGCCCAGUACGGGAACUAGCUAUGACGGGCGAGAUUUCACUCACAGGUCGUGUGUUACCUGUAGGAGGGAUUAAGGAGAAGAUCAUAGCGGCGAAACGCGUGGGUGUUAAAUGCGUGAUCCUCCCCGAAGAGAACCGGCGCGACUUCGACGACCUGCCCUCGUUCAUAAAGGACGACAUAGACGUGCACUUCGUGUCGGAAUACGAGGAUGUAUUCCGCGUGGCGCUGGACGAGCAGAUUUGUUCGCAGCCCAAGCGUGAGUUGAAGGCCACCAAUUAACCACGGCUUGCCACGGCAACGACCAACAGUUAUGCUUCAACGGGCGCGAAACAAGAAAGUUUAAUCAUUAUUUAAGUGAGGAGACUUCAAUAAACGAUUUUAACUUGUA
Molecule: messenger RNA, 3188 nt
Organism: Leguminivora glycinivorella
Lineage: Eukaryota; Metazoa; Arthropoda; Insecta; Lepidoptera; Tortricidae
Gene: Lon
Product: lon protease homolog, mitochondrial
Exons: 16
Coding region: 167-3079 (970 amino acids)
Biological process (GO): protein quality control for misfolded or incompletely synthesized proteins; protein catabolic process; chaperone-mediated protein complex assembly
Cellular component (GO): mitochondrial matrix
Molecular function (GO): single-stranded DNA binding; ATP hydrolysis activity; ATP-dependent peptidase activity
Source: RefSeq, a predicted model, not a curated record